Messenger RNA from Chelonus insularis, 999 nucleotides. RefSeq names its product intraflagellar transport 43 (gene IFT43). Gene Ontology annotation, biological process: intraciliary retrograde transport. Lineage: Eukaryota; Metazoa; Arthropoda; Insecta; Hymenoptera; Braconidae. The transcript is spliced from 5 exons. The record is from RefSeq and is a predicted model, not a curated record. The coding region runs from base 339 to 944 and encodes 201 amino acids. Gene Ontology annotation, cellular component: intraciliary transport particle A; cilium.
AACAAUUAAUUUCUUAUAUUUACACAUUUAUUCCAAAAUGUAAAUAAUAAUAAAGUGUUGACAUUGUGAUGCCACUGAACACUGAAACUUUUCAAAAUCAUGGGGGCAGCACUGUGCAAGUAUGUUGCAUCUAUUUCGAUACAUCGAUAUUCAAUGUAUCGAGAGUUACCUGUUUAUUGUUAUUUGGGGAAUAUGAUGCUACAACUGUCACCUAUGCGCAUGUCAAUUAUGAUUUCUGUUCACCAGUGAUUGAGUUACCAUAGAAACGUAUUAAACACAAUCAGAUUAAACUUCUGCAAAUUUUUAGUGAGUUCAAAUUCACAUUCAAUUUUUUUACAAUGGAUUGGGUCAGUGACCUAGAAAUUUCAUCUAAGAAGAAUUAUUUACAGCAAUUAAUACCAAGACUGGGUAGACGUGCAACACAAAGUAAUAUCCAAGAAGACCAAAAAUUUGAAGAUGAACCAGAGAGUCCCGUUUCUUUUCCGUCCAGUGGUUCAAUACCGUCUUCUGCAGCACCAGUUGCACCUCCUAGAACGAGAAAAGCAGGUUGGAGUGAUGAACAUAAAAUAAAUAAAACUAAAUCUGCCAAUCUGAUAGAGCAUGAAAAAAAUCGUAAAUCAAAUAGAAAUGACAUUGAAGAUGAUAUCCCCAUAAUUCCUGAUAUUGAAGAAAUCCAAGAGGAAAGUGGAUUCUCUCCAAUAGAAACUGCUAUUUCUGCUGGCAUAAAUCGAGUGACGGCUUUCAAAGAUUUAGAUACCGAUUUAAUAAAAAAUGCAUCAUUCGCAUUCCUAGAUGGAGUAAACCUCUCUUUGCUCACUGAAAAGUUAUAUCCAGAAAAACUACUUGAUGAACCUGACGAAGUCUGGACAUGGGAUUCCUUAUUCACUCAAGUAUCAUCAGAAUUAAACAGUGAAUCUCAAAAAACAAUGAAAGAAACUCGUUAAUUUUUGUUUUCUCGUAAAAAUAUUAUUUUUAUAAUUAAAUAUAUUAUGAUUAUAA